CGCGUGUUGACCGGCACAAGCAAUUUGCGGCCGCUAUAAAAAUGCUACAAAUGCCAAUUUCCAUUGCUGCGUGUUGUGUGUUGUUGGAUACGCUUCUCUUGUCACCUACUGGCGAUUGUCUGGGGUGUGCAGCAGGGACCCAACGACCCAAGACAUCGGCUCAGCUGCUAGUGGAGAUCUGGUGAAUAGAUAACUGAUUAUGAGACGUGUGCGUGUGUAUGUGGAGGUCGUCGGGGGAUAAUGUCGAGGGGACAGUGAUGCGGUGGUUCGUGUACAUGCCGCUCGUGAUGUGCGUACAGUGCAACAGCUGUAGCUGCACCAGCUAGCUGCUCCGGGGCCGGGGGGACCUUCUCCCACCUUACCCUCGCCCGCGCAACGUGCACAGCUGUGGACCCACGUACCUAGUACCUUGUCGAUGUCGGGAGAGCCGCGGCGAGGCGCGACGUUUGCACGAUAGCGCUGGUCCCUGCGAGAAGCGGACGUCCACGCGAUGCCCGCGGAGUUGCUGAAGCUCCUCAACUGUAAUUUUCAUCUGAAGUGUAAGUGAAGGUGUGAUGGCGGAUGCCACAGCAGGGCCGGCUGCCCAGCCGUCCUCGAUGGCCCACCAGGCCUGGAGCUCUGCAAUGCACGAAAUGCAUGUCACUGCCAUGAUCCAGAAGCACAGCGGCUCCGUCUCGCCUGUGGUCACACCCACCACCAAGGCAAUCAAGAGCCUGUGUCUACCGUCCAUUGCAGCAGGGGGUGUGUCUUCGUCCACGGGCAACGUUCUCCAGCCCAGCUAUAUCACCGUUAACCCCUCAGCCACUGGUGGAGGUUCCCUGCCGCUGAUUGCAGCACAGGGGAUGCCGGGAGCGGCUCAGGUGAUCCAGGGGACACCAAUCGCCGUGUCGAUGGCUCAGCUCGGAGAUUUAGGCGGAGCUUCCAUCGUUCAACUGGCUCCUAUUGGGUAUGCUGGUGGUCAUGGCAACGAGGCUUCACUGCAGCUUCAAGCAGCACACUCGUUCUCAAAGCCUGCUGUAAGACCAACACUGCAUCAACCCACCUCAGAAGACAUCAAUAUUCUGUACGAAGACGGCAAGUGCCAGUGGCCAGGGUGCGGUUCAAAGGUCAACUCUAGGGAUCGCUAUAUCAGUCACCUGUCCACGGAGCACAACCUGAGCAGCAAGACGCAGGCUCAGACCAUAGUGCAGAGUUUGGUUGUGGACCAGCUCGACAAGCAGUUGCAGACAGAGAGGGGAAGAUUUGAAGCCAUGAAACGACACCUCAAUAUAAGUGACCCACACAACCUACACCUCCUGACCUCCUUGUCGCAUGACGCUCCCUCGCUUGCAGCCACGCCCACCUCAUCUCCCCCGACGAUGACCUCUCUGACCUCUCUGGGGCAGAUAAAGCAAGCAGCUGGUGGUCCUGGAGUUCCGCUAGUCCAGGCAGUGUACACGGACCAGAACGGACAGCCUCUCUACAUAGUUCAACAUAUGAACCAACCGACACUCAUCCCGAUCCAGGCAGCAGGUGGUGGCGGGCAGAGCGUUGCCGUCACUUCCAUGGCAGCUGCACCAACCUCUCUCAAGAUUGAUCAGGGUGGAAGGUCACCCCUCACACUCCACACUCCCCCACCAAUGCAUGUGGCAUCACCAGGGGGGCCAAAGAGUGUUCUGGCCAACACAUACACUCCUCCAAAGUUGGACUCCCUCAUUCAGCCGUGUUCCACUCGUCUCAUUCCCAUACCCCAUGUCAACGGAGGUUCGUUCCAGUCCCUGUCACUGGGGGAGGGGCCGGGACCGGUCCGCAGUCACACCAGGCAGGCAGCUCGUGAGAGACCUUCUCCUGUUGCAUAUGAUGAGAGCCAAGAGGCACUGAGGAAGGCGAUGCCGCGAUAUUCCAACAUUGACCAAAGACCUCCAUUUACCUACGCCUCUCUCAUCAGACAGGCCAUUCUGGAGUCUCCAGACCAGUGUCUGACUCUCUGCGAGAUAUACGCCUGGUUCAUGAAGAAUUUCGUCUACUUCAGAGACAAUAACCCCACAUGGAAGAAUGCAAUCAGGCACAACUUGUCUCUUCACAAGUGUUUCGUGAGGGUUGAACUCAACAAGAGCCGUGGGGCCGUCUGGACGGUAGACGACACGCUCUACAAGAGAAAGAGACACAUGAAACUAGUGAAUGCGGAGACAGGAGAGCCUCCAUCUACAGAGAGCGCAACCAGCUCUCCUGUGGAAAUGGCCAUCGGCGAAGAAGAAUCAACCGCAGCCGUGUCAUCCUCUAACUCCGCCCACAAACUUCCGGAAGUGAUUGCUGUGCCCACCAGUCUCAUGGCACCCGACACCUACCCUGCCCUUGACGGCAUCCAGAACACCGGUGGACUGGUCACCAUGGAGACGGUGAUGCCGGGCGGGGAGGGAGGGGAGGUGGUGGGGGGUAUGUCGCAACACAAUGGGUUGCCGGGGUAUUCCCCUCCUCGCGAGCGGCAGGACAGUGAGGUGACGCUGGAUGUGAGGGAUGGAAUGGAGCCAGCAGGUCUAGGCGAAGAGGAGGAGGAGGAGGAAGAUGAGGACGAAACGGAUACUGAGGAUGGUAGCAGUCCACAGGAGGUGUUGGUGAAACACGAGCCUUACUCUCCUCCUCCCCCCCAAUCAUCCUCCCCUCACUCACGCCAUCUCUCUCCCUACACCGUCUCCAUCAACCCUCCGGUCUAGGGCCCCUGCUGCCAAGAGAUGAACAGUUGUAGUGCUAAAGUAAACUACCAUUUUCUCCUGUGUGUGUGUGUGCUGUUUUGCCAGCUGUUACCAACCAUCAAUCACUCUACACAUCCACUUUCUCCUUGUAUUAUAGUACCGUCGUUUAGAGCCUCUUUUUUGUAUGUGCUUCCUGCUGUUUGCCAAGAUCACCAGGCCGGCGAAGUGGAAAUAGUUAAUUUUGUUUAUACCGCUGUACCUCGUCACACCAAUUUAGUAGUCCUUAUCUUUUUGUGUGUGUGUGUGUGUCUCUUGCUAUAAUUCUCUGUGUAUAGUAAUGUGUACAGUGCUGUGUGAUGUGUUUUUCUGUCAAUAUG
Messenger RNA from Geodia barretti, 3049 nucleotides. The record is from the annotation of a GenBank genome assembly. Lineage: Eukaryota; Metazoa; Porifera; Demospongiae; Tetractinellida; Geodiidae.